AUGGGGCUGGGGCUGGGACUGGCCGCGGUGCUGGCGGCCGCCGCGCUGUGCGGGAGCGGAGCGCUCGGCGGGCGCGUCCUCAGCGGUCAAAAGGUGUGCUAUGGUGGCUUCAAGCGUUCCUGCUACAAGAUAGCUUAUUUCCAGGACUUGUCUAGACGCGUGGGCUUUCAGGAGGCCCGCCAAGCUUGUGAAAUGGAUGGCGGGGCUUUACUGAGCUUGGAAAGCGAAGCUGAGCAGCAACUAAUAGAAAACAUGUUGCAGAACCUCACUAAGUCAGGCUCUGGGAUUUCUGAUGGUGAUUUCUGGAUUGGGUUGUGGAGAAGUGGUGAUGGACUAGCCACCUCCAGUGCUUGCCCUGACCUCUACCAUUGGGCUGAUGGAAGUAUUUCACCCUUCAGAAAUUGGUAUACAGAUGAGCCUUCCUGUGGAAGUGAAGCCUGUGUUGUCAUGUAUCAUCAGCCAACUGCAAACCCUGGUCUGGGAGGGCCAUAUCUUUAUCAAUGGAAUGAUGAUAGAUGCAACAUGAAGCACAAUUUUAUCUGCAAGUAUGGCCCAGACAAUGUCUUAGAAAAAGAAUUAGGAGACAGAGCAGAGCCAGAUUACGGAAUUUUUCCAACGGUGCCAGCAGGAAAUCCAUACGACACAAACAAACCAGAAGAUCAGUAUCAUGUCAUAGCUACUGAAACAGGUAUAAUUCCAAAUCUAAUUUAUGUCGUAAUACCCACUAUACCACUACUACUGUUAAUACUGGUGGCUUUUGGGACUUGCUGUUUCCAGAUGCUUCAUAAAAGUAAAGGAAGAACAAAAACGAGUCCGAACCAGUCUACACUUUGGAUUUCAAAGACCCCUAGGAAGGACAGUAGCAUGGAGGUAUAAUGAUUUACUGACUGAAAGCAAAGCAAAAAUAACAUUUUGCAGUUGGGCUGUAUUAUAAUGUCGUCUGAGAACAUUAGCUUGGAAUGGCUUG
Phasianus colchicus (ring-necked pheasant) is the source of this 967-nucleotide messenger RNA. The record is from RefSeq and is a predicted model, not a curated record. NCBI's taxonomy places the organism in Eukaryota, Metazoa, Chordata, Aves, Galliformes, Phasianidae.